Molecule: messenger RNA, 1791 nt
Organism: Kogia breviceps (pygmy sperm whale)
Lineage: Eukaryota; Metazoa; Chordata; Mammalia; Artiodactyla; Physeteridae
Gene: ATG5
Product: autophagy related 5
Biological process (GO): C-terminal protein lipidation; cellular response to nitrogen starvation; autophagy of mitochondrion
Cellular component (GO): cytoplasm; phagophore assembly site membrane; Atg12-Atg5-Atg16 complex
Molecular function (GO): Atg8-family ligase activity
Source: RefSeq, a predicted model, not a curated record
CGCCGAGCGUGACUGCACUUGUGGUGGACUUCCAGAGCUCCGCGGCGCUGCGGGCUGUCUUCGCUGGAUACGGGAGGGCGGAAGUGCAGCAGGCUUCGACUCCGACCUCCGCGCAGGUGCUUUCUGCGGCUGCGCGGGACAGCGGGACUCCAGUCUGGUGCAUCUCUGCGGGACAGUGUGUGGCGCUCUCCGCCGCCGCCCAGCCAGAGCCCGCGACCCGUGCGUCCUCACCGGUGCAGGAAGGCGGAGGAGAAGCCUGAGCUUCUGGUAGGUUUGGCUUUGGCUGGAAAAGAAUUCAGCCUAUAUGUACUGCUUUAACCACUGGAAGAAUGACAGAUGACAAAGAUGUGCUUCGAGAUGUGUGGUUUGGACGAAUUCCAACUUGCUUCACCCUCUGUCAGGAUGAGAUAACUGAACGGGAGGCAGAACCAUAUUAUUUGCUUUUGCCAAGAGUAAGUUAUUUGACGUUGGUAACUGACAAAGUGAAAAAGCACUUUCAGAAGGUUAUGAGACAAGAAGACAUUAGUGAGAUAUGGUUUGAAUAUGAAGGCACACCACUGAAAUGGCAUUAUCCAAUUGGUUUGCUCUUUGAUCUUCUUGCAUCAAGUUCAGCUCUUCCUUGGAACAUCACAGUACAUUUUAAGAGUUUUCCAGAAAAGGACCUUCUGCACUGUCCAUCUAAGGAUGUAAUUGAAGCUCAUUUUAUGUCUUGUGUGAAAGAAGCAGAUGCUUUAAAGCACAAAAGUCAAGUAAUUAAUGAAAUGCAGAAAAAAGAUCACAAGCAACUCUGGAUGGGUUUACAAAAUGACAGAUUUGACCAGUUUUGGGCCAUCAAUCGGAAACUCAUGGAAUAUCCUGCAGAGGAAAAUGGAUUUCGUUACAUCCCUUUUAGAAUAUACCAGACAACAACUGAACGGCCUUUCAUUCAGAAGCUUUUUCGUCCUGUGGCUACAGAUGGACAAUUGCAUACACUAGGAGAUCUCCUCAAAGAAGUCUGUCCUUCUGUGGUUGCUCCUGAAGAUGGGGAUAAAAAGAAUCAAGUGAUGAUUCAUGGAAUUGAACCAAUGUUGGAAACACCUUUGCAGUGGCUGAGUGAACAUCUGAGCUACCCGGAUAAUUUUCUUCAUAUUAGUAUCAUCCCGCAACCAACAGAUUGAAGGAUCAACCAUUUGCUUGAACGGAAUCACCCUUAAACAGGAUUUACCAGAGCAUGUCACCUUUCUGCUUCAGUCAGGUUUGGUGGAGGCAGCCUGACCAGAAACACUGCUACAAGCCAAACAGGAAAAAGAUUCCAUGUCAGAUAAGGGCACUUGGGCUGGUCUUACUUUGCAUCACCACUGCUUUCCUCGCUGCCGUCAUUGAACCUCAGCUGUGACAUGAAAGACUUUACAGGACCACUGCAAGUCUUCUGUUUUCUUGUAAAAUAUAAUGAAGCUGAAGCCUUUGGCCUAAGAAGAAAAUGGAAAUAUGUGCCACUCAAUUUGUAUUUCUGAUUAACAAAUAAACAGGGGUAUUUCCUAAGGUGACCAUGGUUGAACUUUAGCUCGAGGGAGUGGAAACAUUGGUUUAAUUUUCAAGAGAAUUAGACUUAAGAAAGUAAAAGAGAAAUUCUGUUAUCAAUAACUUUCAGUAAUUUUUUGUAAAAGAUCAAAUUACAGUAAACCCAUCUUUCCUUAAUGAAAAUUUCCUAUGUUUACAGUCUGUCUAUUGGUAUGCAAUCUUGUAACUUUGAUAAUGAACAGUGAGAGAUUUUUAAAUAAAGCCUCUAAAUAUGUUUUGUCAUUUAAUAAC